Phlebotomus argentipes is the source of this 742-nucleotide messenger RNA. RefSeq names its product transmembrane emp24 domain-containing protein 6 (gene loj). The record is from RefSeq and is a predicted model, not a curated record. Lineage: Eukaryota; Metazoa; Arthropoda; Insecta; Diptera; Psychodidae. Gene Ontology annotation, biological process: endoplasmic reticulum to Golgi vesicle-mediated transport; intracellular protein transport; Golgi organization. Bases 38 to 739 code for a protein of 233 amino acids. Gene Ontology annotation, cellular component: endoplasmic reticulum-Golgi intermediate compartment; Golgi apparatus; endoplasmic reticulum. The transcript is spliced from 2 exons.
UGUGUGUGUGUAGAGUAGAGAGUGUGAACUGUGAACUAUGUCGUGGCACAUUUUUAUGUUUUUAAAAGUUCUGCUUUUACUAUUAAUUGCCAGCCACCACACGUGGGGACAGGAGACGCAGAGGCCAUGGUACGAGUCCCUGCCUGCGGUCGCCAUGGACUACAAGGUCCACAUUGACGCCGGCAAGGAGGACUGCUACUUUCAGUACGUUGCUCCUGGCGCAACUUUCUACGUCAGCUUCCAGGUCAUUCGCGGCGGCGACGGCAUGGCUGGGUUCGCUGUGCGCCACCCAAACGGACAGAUUGUGCAUCCCUACCAGUGGCAACCGUCCUCCGAAUACUCUGACCAGAGCUCAACAGGUGGCUACUACUCCGUGUGCGUGGACAAUCAGUUCUCCCGCUUCGCCGGCAAGCUGAUCAACAUGUACCUGACUGUGAUCAAGUACGACGAGUGGGACAAGUACGCGAAGGAGAUCGAGGAGCUGCAGCUCAACAUCCACAACUUCACCAGCACCAUCAAGAAUGUGGAGCAGAACAUCAACGGGAUGCUGCAGUACCAGGCGCACUCGCGCAGCCGGGAGGCCAGGGACUACGCCCUGCUGUCGGACAACAACACCUACGUGCAGAAGUGGUCGCUGGCGCAGAUCCUCGUCAUCAUGGUGACCACAACGAUCCAGGUGUACUUCGUCCGGAAGCUGUUCGACAUCAAGUCCGGCACGUCCAGCCGGAGUCGCAUCUGAGCG